UAUCCUCUGUGUAUAAUAUAAUAUUGUAUGAAAUUAAAAAUUGACAUACGUAUGUUUUCCAUUGUCUUUCGAUUUAUGUAUAUAACUGUUUAAAAGACAAUAUUCAGUUCAAAGCCAAUUCAGUUCGGUUUCCAUGGAUAUACUCCGAUAUUGUUUGGAGUUGUAUUUCGUGCUCUACGUUAACACAAAUACCUUUUAUUCCUCCGAGUGAGAAAACUCAAAACAAGAAGUAUCAAUAUUUUCUAUUUCAUUCGACGAAGUGUUAUCAAAAAUAAAACACGAAAUAUAUCUAUACAAACUAGCUAGCUAACUAUGUCAAUAAUGAGUUCAGUUCCAUGCUCUGGUCUGACCGCACAAGAAGGAGUACCAGAAUGGGAUCAAAACAAUACAACGACCUUGAUACAAAUGUACAAAGAAAGAAAAUGCCUCUGGGACACAAGCCACGAGUUUUAUAAAAAUCGACGUUUCCGUCGCGAGGCUCUCACGGAAAUGGCGAAUCAUUUUAAUUGUUCAUUAGCGGACGUUGAGAAGAAAUUAUACAUGCUUCGUAGUUCAUUUAGGAAAGAAUAUCGUAGAUGGAAUUAUGCCAAGUUAAAUGCAGGCCCUAACAAUACGUUUCUAGUCAGAAAGCCUCAAUGGUUCGCAUUGGAUUUACUUAUGUUCCUUAAGGAUGAUGUUGCUAAAAAAUCAGUGAUACCACUUAAUCCGAUUACCACGGACUGUGUUCAACAGCAGCAAGUUCAACAAAAUCAUCAUCAUCAUCAUCAUCAACAACAACAACAACAACAACAACAACAGCAGCAGCAGCAGCAGCUUCAUCAACAUCAACAAUCGCAACAGGAAGCUCAUCAACAAACUCAACGGGAUUUGGACUUAAGUAUACCGGAAAUUCAAAAUGUUUUUUAUUACGACAGCGAGAACAGCACUUUAACUCCGUUGGAACCAGGCGAAGUUACCUUGGAUUACAAUCUUCAAUGUCCAAUACAAGUACCCGAAUUGAAACAGUCGCCUGGUAAAACCUUGAAAAGAAGUUCUAACGUUGAAUCAAAUCUUCUUGAACUGAAUAGCAAACGACAAAAAAAUAAAGAUCCAGAGGAUACUCGAUUACGCUUAAUAAAAGCGUCCCCGAUCGAUGUUCAAGAGAAGGACACUUUUACGGCCUUUGGUAAUUUCGUUGCGGAAGAAUUGCGAAACAUAAAAGACACCGGUCAGAUGCAAUUAGCCAAAUUACGAAUUCAUCAAAUACUAUUCGAUGCGACGCGCAAUUUUUUGAAAGUUCCAAUACCAAGAUUGUGAAGUUUUAAAUACAUAACAACGUUAAAUUACUUCUUUUUUUUUUUUUUUUUUUUUUUACACGUUAAAAAUAUUUAUACAUCCGUUUGACUUCGUUUAACGAGCCUAAAAGAAGAAGAAGAAAAAAAUGAAAAAUAAAAUUACAAAUAUAUUCUUGGUGAUAAAACAACAUGAUUCCAUUAAGCAGAUACAAGGAUCACUGCCUUGACCCUUUAGAUUCAUAUUUUCACAAAGGACAAAGACGAAUUGUAAUUUCAAGUUCAAAUUUCUUCACGGACAAAAACGAUUGCCAAAAGUUUGACGUAAGUGACGGUAUUGAGGCUGCUAUUUCGAGGAUAGAAUACGAUGGUAUCAUCGUCGUUCUUAACCGGCCAACAUUCUACGCAUCGUAAUUCUGUGCCCAAAUAUUCGAUUUGAAGUCGAGGUUCGACUAUACUAAAACUUGUCGCGCGAUAGCAAAUCAAAUAUCAACUUGAUGCUUUAAAUCUUGUAACUCGUCCGCGUCUUUUUCAUUUUCUUUCUUCUUUUUUUUUUUUUUUUUUUUUUUUUUUUUAAGAAUACCAAAGUUUUGCAGUAUCUUCUUUAUUAUCAU
Vespa velutina is the source of this 1885-nucleotide messenger RNA. Its product is annotated as probable E3 ubiquitin-protein ligase bre1. The transcript is spliced from 2 exons. Lineage: Eukaryota; Metazoa; Arthropoda; Insecta; Hymenoptera; Vespidae. The record is from RefSeq and is a predicted model, not a curated record. Bases 313 to 1296 code for a protein of 327 amino acids.